This is a messenger RNA of Penicillium maclennaniae, 1734 nucleotides long. RefSeq names its product serine/threonine-protein kinase. The record is from RefSeq and is a predicted model, not a curated record. NCBI's taxonomy places the organism in Eukaryota, Fungi, Ascomycota, Eurotiomycetes, Eurotiales, Aspergillaceae. Bases 1 to 1734 code for a protein of 577 amino acids. Gene Ontology annotation, biological process: spliceosomal complex assembly; regulation of mRNA processing; protein phosphorylation. Gene Ontology annotation, molecular function: ATP binding; protein kinase activity. The transcript has 5 exons.
AUGGAGGGCGUUGAUCUGACCAAGGCCAUGCUGAACAAAGGCAAACAGAUCGCAAGUGUCGCUGCCUCGGCCGCCAAUGGCAACGGCGGAAAGAAAAGGAGAAAGGGCACCGACUUGAAGCCCAUCGUUACCAAUGAGGCUGCCGGCGAGCCGACAGAAUCAACCGGCGCCGCACCAACCAACGCCAAGGCUAUGGGAGCGACCGCUUCGCGAUCGCCCUCCGCCUCUUCAGGCGACGAGGUCGAAACCACCGCUGAGGAAGAAGACUCCGAGGAUUACUGCAAAGGUGGCUACCACCCGGUCGCCGUGGGCGAAACUUACAACAAUGGUCGCUACGUGGUAGUGCGCAAGCUGGGAUGGGGUCAUUUCUCCACCGUGUGGCUGUCGAGAGACACCACCACGGGCAAACACGUCGCGCUGAAGGUUGUCCGUUCCGCCGCCCACUACACCGAGACCGCCAUCGAUGAGAUCAAGCUGCUCAACCGAAUCGUUCAAGCGAAACCUUCGCACCCGGGACGCAAGCAUGUCGUGAGCCUGCUGGACUCUUUUGAACACAAGGGGCCGAAUGGAGUGCACGUAUGCAUGGUGUUCGAGGUGCUGGGUGAGAAUCUGCUUGGUCUGAUCAAGCGCUGGAAUCACCGCGGCAUCCCAUUGCCGUUGGUCAAGCAGAUCACCAAGCAGGUCUUACUUGGUUUGGAUUAUCUGCACCGGGAGUGCGGGAUCAUCCACACGGAUCUGAAACCCGAAAAUGUGUUGAUCGAAAUUGGCGAUGUCGAGCAGAUUGUCAAGGCUCAUGUUCAGCAGGAAGAGGCGAAAAAGAACAAGGAAGACAACCGAAAUGGGCGACGACGAAGACGCACUCUAAUUACUGGCAGUCAACCUUUGCCCAGUCCGUUGAACACCAGCUUUAGCAGCUUCGACUUUAAGCACAGCUCUUCCAACUCGCACAGCAGUCUCAACCAGAUGGUCAAUGAGUCUGCACCGGCAGAACCCCCAUCGAUGAGGGAGACCCUUGGUAUCAAGGAUGAGGAAGAUAAACACAAGGAGCGAGAGAAGACAACCGAUCUCCUGGAGAGAGAGGUUUCGGGUAUCUCCCUUGACAAAGCUCCAUCGCGGGACAGUGAGGACGAGAUCGACGCUAGCAUUAUCUCUGUCAAGAUCGCUGAUCUGGGCAACGCAUGCUGGGUGGGGCACCAUUUUACCAACGACAUCCAGACUCGCCAAUAUAGAUCGCCUGAGGUCAUAUUGGGUGCCAAAUGGGGCGCCAGCACUGACAUUUGGAGCAUGGCUUGCAUGACCUUCGAAUUGAUUACCGGAGACUACCUCUUCGAUCCCCAAUCAGGCACCAAAUACGGCAAAGACGACGACCACAUCGCGCAAAUCAUUGAACUCCUGGGUCCAUUCCCCAAAUCGCAGUGCCUUUCCGGCAAGUGGUCUCAAGAGAUCUUCAACCGCAAAGGCGAGCUCCGCAACAUCCACCGCCUUCGCCACUGGGCUCUCCCUGACGUCCUCCGCGAGAAAUACCACUACAGCGUCGAAGAUAGUAUGCGAACCAGCGAGUUCCUCCUACCCAUGCUAGAACUCUCGCCCGAGAAACGUGCCAAUGCUGGUGGCAUGGCUGCACAUGAGUGGAUGCAAGAUACACCCGGUAUGAGCGGGAUCGAUCUCGGUAUUGCGCCUGGGACGCGCGGCGAAGGGAUUGAUGGUUGGGCGGCGGAGUGCAAGCGGCGAUAA